UUCCUAUGCAAGCCCGGUGUACAGCGUGCUGAUCGCUGUGUGCAAGCAUCCUCCUCCUUAUCCCUGGACCCCGCAUCCCUCCGCCUGCAAUGCACUGAGGACACCAGGCGCAAUCAUGACGGUGGAUUUUGAAGAAUGUAUCAAGGAUUCGCCCCGAUUUCGGGCAGCGAUAGACGAGGUGGAAACAGAUGUGGUGGAAAUUGAAGCCAAACUUGACAAGUUGGUAAAACUAUGCAGCGGAAUGUUAGAAGCCGGGAAAACCUACCUUACCACCAACAAGCACUUUGUGAGCGGCAUCCGAGAUUUAGCCCAUCAGUGCAAAAAAGAUGAGAUGAUCUCGGAGUGUCUGGACAAAUUUGGGGAUAGCCUGCAGGAAAUGGUUAACUAUCACAUGAUCCUGUUUGAUCAGGCCCAGCGGUCGGUGAGACAGCAGCUUCACAGUUUUGUAAAAGAAGAUGUGAGAAAGUUCAAGGAGUCAAAGAAGCACUUUGACAAAGUCCGGGAAGAUCUGGACAUUGCACUAGUGAAAAAUGCUCAGGCCCCUCGCCAUAAACCACACGAAGUGGAAGAAGCUACGGGUACCCUGACAAUUACAAGGAAGUGCUUCCGGCACCUCGCCCUAGACUAUGUACUACAAAUCAAUGUCUUGCAAGCCAAAAAGAAGUUUGAAAUUAUGGAUGCUAUGCUGUCAUUUAUGCAUGCCCAGUACGUCUUCUUCCAGCAAGGCUACACUUUAUUAAAUGAACUGAACCCGUACAUGAAGAAGCUGGCUUCAGAGUUGGAUCAAUUAGUCAUCGACUCAGCUGUGGAGAAGAGAGAAAUGGAACACAAGCAUGCAACAAUACAGCAAAGGACCCUCCUACAGGAUUUCUCCUAUGAUGACUCAAAGGCAGAAUUUAAUAUUGAUGCCCCAAAUGGGGUGGUGAUGGAGGGUUACCUUUUCAAAAGGGCGAGCAAUGCAUUCAAAACAUGGAACCGGAGAUGGUUUUCUAUACAAAACAGUCAGCUUGUUUACCAGAAGAAACUGAAGGAUGUCCUGACGGUGGUGGUGGAGGACCUUAGACUGUGUACGGUGAAGCCCUGUGAAGAUAUAGAAAGGAGGUUUUGCUUUGAAGUCGUCUCACCCACAAAGAGUUGCAUGCUUCAGGCAGACUCGGAGAAGCUCAGACAAGCCUGGAUCCAAGCAGUGCAGGCUAGUAUUGCCUCAGCCUACAGAGAAACACCAGAUAACUACUACAUAGAGAGGCUUGACCGGACAGCAUCCCCAUCCACAAGCAGCAUUGACUCUGCCAGUGACUUACGGGAACGCAACAUUAAGGGAGAAAGCAUACUUCAGCGGGUACAGAGUAUCGCCGGGAAUUACCAAUGCUGUGACUGUGGCCAGACAGACCCCCGGUGGGCCAGUAUCAAUUUAGGCAUCACACUUUGCAUUGAGUGCUCAGGGAUACACAGGAGUCUUGGCGUGCAUUGUUCUAAAGUACGUUCGCUUACGUUGGAUUCUUGGGAACCAGAGUUACUAAAGCUGAUGUGUGAGCUGGGAAACAGCACCAUAAACCAGAUCUAUGAGGCAAAAUGUGAACAGUUAGGACUGAAAAAACCAACUGCUGGAUGUCCUCGACAGAACAAAGAGAUCUGGAUAAAAGCAAAGUAUGUGGAGAAAAAGUUCCUGAAGAGGCUGGGCAGUGUAGAAGUAGAAAAUGACAGGAAGUCUUCCCAGAGGUGGAGUGUGAAGAAGUGUCAGCGGAAUAACAGCUCCAUCAAAGCUCCCUCAGCGAGGCGGAAAUACAGGCAUGAAGGAGGAAACACAUCUCCCGCCAUGCUGUCCUCAGCUGCAAAGAUUGAGAGGAAGUUCCGUCGAGAUUCCUUAUUCUGUCCGGAUGAGUUAGACUCCCUCUUCUCUUACUUCGACACGGGUUCCGGGCCACGCAGUCUGAGCAGUGACAGCGGCCUUGGAGGAAGCACAGACGGAAGCAACGAUGUCUUGGUGUUUGGCUCGGCAGUGGACAGUGUCACAGAGGAAGAAUGUGAGGUCUCAGAAGAGUCUAGCGGAGAAGGAGAGACUGAACAAGAGCCAUCAGACCCUGAAGACCUGAGGGAGUUGCACCCUGGCUUGUUAAUGUACAAGGCAUCUCGAGCCAGGAACCUGCCUGUCAUGGCUGAAGCAUUUGCCAAUGGGGCUAAUGUCAACUGGGUGAAUGAUGAGGAUGAAAGCAAAACUCCUUUAAUCCAGGCUGUGAUAGGGGGAUCAUUGAUAGCCUGCGAGUUCCUUCUACAGAAUGGUGCAGAUGUCAACCAGACAGACGUUCGAGGUCGAGCACCUAUACAUCACGCCACGUAUCUGGGACAUACUGGCCAAGUGUGUUUGUUCUUAAAACGAGGAGCCAAUCAACAUGCUGUGGAUGAAGAUGGACAAGAUCCGCUCAGUAUAUCUGUGCAGGCAGCUAAUGCGGAUAUUGUCACUUUGCUGCGACUUGCUCGAAUGAAUGAGGAGAUGAGAGAAGCAGAAGGACCAUUCGGACAACCAGGUCAAUAUCCCAGCAACAGUCCUACAGAGCAGCAGUACAGAAAGUGCAUCCAGGAAUUCAUCUGCCUUACUAUAGAUGAGUGUUAGACAAAGCUCCACAAGGGGGCGCAGUUGAUCCCUACUUUUGAACUUUUUUUCACCACUAGCUGCUCUUGGCAUCCCUUUUUUUUGUUUUUAAAGAAACCUGCAUGGGGAAUACCUUCUGGCACCAAGGGUGGGAAAAGAAAACUUGUGGACCAGGGGCACAACAAAACCAACAUUUUUGGAAGGGUCUGGACCAAUGUUAUUACUAUAAUUUUUUUCCCCCUUUUUGCCCUCAUCACUGCCGAGAGCAAAAUGAAAGAUGGUGGUGCGAUCCUAAUUUAUGUACUAUUUAGCACUUUUACAAACUGUGAUUAUUUUAGGUUUUUAUGUUUUGAGAUCAGAGCAGACACUGAGAUGACUACGAGCCUUGGCUCUUCUGCCUCUAUAGUGCCUGACUGUAUAUUUAUUUUGUGGUAAAUUUGAAGUGACCCAGCUGAGCCAGUGAAUGGUACUCCAACAUUUAAGGACAUGUAUCAGAUGCCUCGCUUAUCUUCGGGUUGUCGUCUUAAUGAAAUAAAGGCUUGGUCUACCCAAAAUC
Molecule: messenger RNA, 3146 nt
Organism: Nanorana parkeri
Lineage: Eukaryota; Metazoa; Chordata; Amphibia; Anura; Dicroglossidae
Gene: ACAP3
Product: ArfGAP with coiled-coil, ankyrin repeat and PH domains 3
Exons: 24
Coding region: 116-2611 (831 amino acids)
Cellular component (GO): cytoplasm
Molecular function (GO): GTPase activator activity; protein binding
Source: RefSeq, a predicted model, not a curated record